AUGUCUCUGCGGGUGGCUGCAGCAAAUUUGCUGAGAGAACUUCGCUUUCCUGCUUCCCAUGCCUUCCCUGCCUCCACAGUAACCACAGAUGCAUUUUCCGGGCAAGUUUAUGGACUUGGUUCAACUCAAACUUUCGCGUUGAACAAUGCUGCAAAAGUCUCAAUAAGCUUCCUUUCCUAUAUUGUUAAAGAAAACUGGUUCACCCUUAUGGCUAGGUGUCUAGUUGAACUCCCAAAGAUAGGAAUUAGUGCCAGCACUGCAUUUGCAGAAAAUGUGAUAACUGAAGCAUCUUCUAACAAUGACCCGGGGGAUGAUUUAGUUGGCUUGAGAAAAAUUGAGGAUGGCUCUGUAGGAAAACUAGAUGAAGCUGAAAAACUCUUCCUUUCUGCUAUACAAGAAGCUAAAGAAGGUUUUGGCGAACAAGAUCCACACGUUGCUUCUGCAUGCAACAAUCUGAGUUCCUUGAUGCCUAUAGAGCAUUUCUUAUCCGCAGCAGAAUUAUACAGGGUUAAAAAGGCAUUUGACAAAGCAGAGCCAUUGUAUUUGGAAGCCAUCAAUAUAUUAGAGGAAUCUUUUGGUCCUGAUGAUGUACGGGUUGGGGUUGCUGUUCACAACCUUGGGCAGUUCUACCUUGGACAGCGGAAAUUGGAAGAAGCUCGUGUUAACUAUGAGCGUGCUUUGAAGAUAAAAAGGCGUGUUCUGGGGUAUGGCCAUUCAGAAUGUUCAGAUACAAUGUAUCAUCUAGGAGUGGUGCUGUAUCUUCAAGGAAAUCAAAGGGAUGCUGAGGCCCUUAUUAAGGACUCUAUAAGAAUGCUAGAGAUAUAUAUGAAGACACAUCAAGUUGCUGAAGCUGAGAUGGUCCAGAGAAAGAUCCUGCAUGUCAUGGAAUUGUCAAAGGGAUGGAAUUCCUUGGACACAGUUAUUGCAGCUGAAUCUUUGGCUUUGACCCUGCAAGCAUCUGGCAAUACAAAAGAGUCAAAAGAUCUUCUUGAAAGAUGUCUAAAUGUCCGGAAGGACUUACUUUCCAGUGACCAUAUUCAGAUUGGUGCAAACCUACUCCAUCUAGCGAGAGUGGCAAUGCUUGACUGCAAUCAACAUAAAAAAUUGGAUGUUUCUAGAGCUAAAGCUGAGCUUGAUAUGGCAAAGAAUCAUUUGCAUGAUUCCAUAAGGAUUGCACGUCAAUGUUUAGCGAAGGUAUCAAAACAAAAGGACAAGUUAAAGAAAUACACUAAAUCUGGAGAGUCUAGAAAGGAAGGCCAAGUAGCACUGGUCAUAUUGUUGCAAUCACUCAAUACUUUGUCAUCAGUGGAGUUAGAUAAGCAAGAAUUGCAGGAGAUUCAGGAAGGGGCUAUUAACCUCGAGGCUCAGGAGGCACUUCUUCAAUGCAUUUCUGCUUACAAGGAGUUUGUAUCUGAGAGGUCAAUUGAUGAUACCCCAGAAAUAAAGAAUGAGUAUAUUUCAUGUUUAAAGCGCGCUCAAAAUUUGCUCGGACAAAAACUUGAUUAG
Molecule: messenger RNA, 1506 nt
Organism: Sphenostylis stenocarpa
Lineage: Eukaryota; Viridiplantae; Streptophyta; Magnoliopsida; Fabales; Fabaceae
Source: the annotation of a GenBank genome assembly